AUGGCAGAAAUCGCAUUGUCCUUUGCUCGUGAGCAUUUGCUUCCUCUGUUUAUGGAAGUAGCCAAUAUGCUGAGAGGUGUUCCUAAAGAAGUAGAAGACAUUAAAGAUGAAUUAGAAAGCAUUCAAGCUUUGAUCAAUGAUGCUGAUAAAGUGACUGAAGCUGAAUCUGAAGAGGAUAAAAGUCGUGAUGGAAUCACAAAAAGGGUGAAGCAACUGAGAGAAGCCUCUUUUUGCAUAGAAGAUAUCAUUGAUGAAUAUAUCAUGUGUGAGGAAAAGGAGUCUCAUCCUGGAUGUGCUGCUAUACCGUGUGAGACUGUUGACUUCAUCAAAACUUUGAUCCUUCGUCUUCAAAUAGCGUAUAAGAUUCAGGAUGUUAAAUCACUUGUUCGUGGAAUCAGAGAAAGUAGUUCUGGAAGAGAUGGCAUGCAAAGCCAGUGUUGUUUAGAACAAAGACCAAACAGCUGUAAAGGAAAUCAAAAUGUCACGUGGCAGAACCUUCGAAUGGCUCCUCUAUAUAUUGAGGAAACUGAGGUUGUGGGAUUUGAAGGUCCAAGAGAUGAAUUGAUUGAUUGGUUGAUGAAAGGACGACCAGAACGCACUGUUAUCUCUGUGGUAGGAAUGGGAGGACUAGGAAAAACCACGCUUGUUAAGAAUGUUUUUUACCACAAGGAGAUCAUUAGACACUUUGAUUGUCAUGCAUGGAUCACAGUUUCCCAAUCCUACACUGUAGAAGGACUGUUGAGGGAUAUGUUGCACAAAUUUUACAAGGAAAAGAUGGAGGUAAAUCCUCAUAAUAUUGCUGGAAUGGAUCGAGAAUCGUUGAUAAAUGAAGUGAGGAACUACUUGUGGCAAAAGAGGUAUGUUGUCUUGUUUGAUGAUGUAUGGAAUGCACAUUUUUGGGAUGAGAUUGAAUUUGCUGUAGUUGAUAAUAAAAAUGGAAGUAGGGUAUUAAUCACAACCAGGAAGAAGGAUGUUGCUGUGUCUUGUAGGAAAUCUUCUUUUGUUCAAGUGCAUGAGUUGCAGCUUUUAAGUGAAGAAAAAUCUUUAGAAUUGUUCUAUAAGAAGGCUUUUCGAUACGAUUUUGAUGGAUAUUGCCCAAAACAACUUGUAGAUACAUCUUUUGAAAUUGUUAAAAAGUGUAAAGGGUUACCUCUCGCAAUUGUGGCCAUUGGUGGUCUUUUAUCUAGCAAAGAUAAAGUUGCACUUGAAUGGGAAAUGUUCAGUCAAAAUUUAAGUUCAGAGUUGGAGAGGAAUUCUAAUUUAACUGGCAUAACAAAAAUUUUAGGUUUGAGUUAUGAUGAUUUGCCUUACAAUCUCAAAUCAUGUCUACUCUAUUUUGGAAUGUAUCCUGAAGACUGUAAAGUUAAAUCUAGUAGACUGAUUAGGCAAUGGAUAGCUGAAGGGUUUGUCAAACAUGAAAGGGGAAAAACUUUGGAAGAAGUUGCAAAACAAUAUUUAACAGAGUUGAUUCGUAGAAGUUUGGUGCAAAUAUCUUCAUUUACCAUUGAUGGCAAAGUUAAAGGAUGUCGUGUUCAUGACUUAUUGUAUGAGAUUAUCCUUAGAAAAUUUGAGGAUACAGGGUUUUGUCAAUGUAUCACUGAGCAUGAUAAAUCAUUGCCAAGUGGCAUCAUUCGACGCCUAACAAUAGCAACAAGUUCUAAUGAUUUAAUGGGAAGUAUUGAAAGCUCACACAUUCGGACAAUUCUAAUCAUCACAGAUAAAGGAUUAUCUGAAUACAUCUUAAGGAGAAUCCUUACAAAAUACAUGAUGCUGAAGGUACUUGAUUUUGAAAAUGCUCGAUUAUAUUAUGUUCCUGAAAGUUUAGGGAAUUUGAUCUACUUGAAGUAUUUAAGCUUCAGGAAUACAUGGGUACAAAGUCUUCCAAAAUCCAUUGGUAAGCUCCAGAACUUGGAGACCUUGGAUGUUCGACAAACGCGUGUGCUUGAGAUGCCAAGGGAGAUUUGCAAGCUUAGAAAGUUACAUCAUCUUUUGGCUAACAUUAUAUCUUCAAUUCAAUUGAAGGGUAGUCUUGGAGGCAUGACAUCCCUACUAAAGAUACGUUUACUAGAAAUAGAUUAUGAUGGAAUGGUGAUUAGAGAGCUUGGAAACCUAAAGCAAUUAAGGGAUUUGCGCAUAAGUAAUUUCAGGGAAGAACAUGGAAGCACUUUAUGUUCCUCAGUAAAUGAGAUGCAACACUUGGAGAAGCUAUAUAUUUAUACAGCAAAUGAUGAAGAAGUGAUUGAUUUGCACUUUAUUUCAUCCUUAUCAACUCUUAGGAAGCUUUGCUUGCGUGGGAAGUUAUUAAAGUUCCCAAAUUGGAUUCCAAAGCUCGAAAAUCUUGUUAAAUUGUCCUUGAAAUCCUCCAAGUUAAUUGAUGAUCCCCUGAAAUCACUAAAAGAUAUGCCAAAUUUGGUGUUCCUCUCUAUGAGUUACCAUGCUUAUGAAGGUGAAAGUUUGCAUUUUCAAAAUGGAGGGUUUCAAAAACUGAAGGAACUACAACUUAGAUAUUUGUACAACUUGAAUUCCAUCUUUAUUGAUAAAGGAACAUUGCAUUCUUUGGAAAAGCUUGAGUUAACAGAAAUCCCUCAACUCAAGAGAGUACCCUUUGGCAUUCAACACUUAGAGAAACUUGAAGUUCUCAAUAUCCAAAUUAUGCCAACUGAAUUUGAGCAGAGCAUUACUCCCAAUGGAGGACAAGAUCAUUGGAUCAUCCAACAUGUGUCCCGUGUAAGUAUUAUUACGUGGGCUAGUGAAGGACAUGGAGGAAAUAAUCCACACUAUUCAUCACUCACGGAGAGAGAAAUCAUAAAGCAUCCAACUUUGGAAAUAAAAGGUUAUGGCACUGCAUCUUCUCUUUCGGAUUUGGCACUUCAAUACCUAAACUAA
Messenger RNA from Abrus precatorius (Indian licorice), 2886 nucleotides. Its product is annotated as disease resistance protein RPM1-like. The transcript is spliced from 2 exons. The coding region runs from base 1 to 2886 and encodes 961 amino acids. Gene Ontology annotation, molecular function: ADP binding. Lineage: Eukaryota; Viridiplantae; Streptophyta; Magnoliopsida; Fabales; Fabaceae. The record is from RefSeq and is a predicted model, not a curated record. Gene Ontology annotation, biological process: defense response to other organism.